AUUGACCUGAAAAUUACAAAAGUUCAAAGUCCUCCAAAAAAAUUGUUUUGGAUCUGAACUUUUUACAACUGUUUUCCACAAUUCAGAGACCUGACAGUGCUCAGGUGUGACUUAUAACUGUUACAGCAUGGCCAGUGAUGACGCUUUGAGAGAAGGUGUUAGAGCAAAUUUAGCAGCAUGGGCAAAGAAGCUGGAUUGUGGGGGAGACUUGGAAAAACAAAACCACUUCAAGAAACUAUUCAUCAAAAGAUUACAAAAUUCUCCUGUUGCCAUAGAAACAGACAAGGCUAAUGAACAACAUUAUGAAGUUCCAACAGAAUUUUUCAAAACAGUUCUUGGAAAGCGAUUGAAGUACAGUUGCUGCUACUGGACAGAAUUGACUAAAACUUUGGAGGAAGCUGAAGUAGAAUCUUUGAAGAUUUAUUGUGAAUCGGCUAAAAUAACAGACGGUUUGUCAGUAUUGGAUUUGGGAUGUGGAUGGGGGUCUUUAGGACUAUACAUAUUACAGACGUACCCCCACUGUCAGGUCACAUGUGUAUCUAAUUCUAACACACAGAGACGACACAUUGAGUCGGAGGCCCUGAAGAUGGGCGUGGCUGACAGAUUAGACUGUAUAACCGCUGAUGCCAACUUCUUUUCUACAAACAAAAGAUUUGACAGAAUCAUGUCAAUAGAAAUGUUUGAGCAUAUGAAAAAUUAUGAAAUUCUAAUGCAGCGAGUAUCAUCAUGGCUGAAACCAUCUGGUUACCUGUUUAUUCAAGUCUUGUGUCACAGACAACAUGCUUAUGCGUUUGAUACCAAACCGGGAUCAGAUACAGAAUGGAUGGCUAAAAACUUUUUUACCGGUGGAACUAUGCCCUCCGCAGAUUUGUUUCUGUAUUUCCAGAAAGAUGUUUAUGUGGUAGACCAUUGGAUUUGGAAUGGGCAAAACUACAGCAAAACAUUGGAGGCGUGGCUUGAGAAGACUGACCUUAAUAUUGAAAAGGUCAAAGAUAUAUUUAGAAACAAUUAUGGUGAUGAAGCAGACAAACAGUUAUUUAAUUGGAGAUUAUUUUUCAUAUUUUGUUCGGAAGUUUUUGGUUUUAAAGGUGGCAACGAAUGGCCAGUAGCUUUAUAUUUGUUUAAAAAACAUCUAAGUAGCUCUUUAUGAUGUGUUUAUGACUUUUGGGUUUAAAGACGACCAAAAAUGGCUUGUAGCUUUAUAUUUAACCGGUAUUUAAAAUCUUUAGUUUAUCUGUGUUGACAUGAAUUAUCAUUGAUAUGUCAUAAUUAUAAAUUGACUGGUUACUAAACUUUAAAGUUUUAGUAAUACCAAGGAUUUUGUUCUCAGGGAAUAGAUUAUCUAAGCCCAGAGACGAAUUUAGGGGGGCAUCUAAAACAUCUAAGUAGUUCUUCAUGAUGUGUUUAUGACCUGUUGUGUAUUAACUAAUUAAUAUUUUUAUAUAUUUUGUCUACAAGUUUUGGGGUUUAAUGGCAGCCAAAAAUGGUCAGUAGAUUAAUAUUUAUUAAAAAAAUACAGAUAAAGGAUAGCUUUGAUAUUCAUCAAUCGGUUGUUUUCUAUGUUCAAGUUAUUUACCUUCACAAAAAUAAAUGUAAUAUAUGAAAAAUUUUACUAAUCAUAUAUGUAUGCACAAUGUGUGACCCUCUAGAAACAGCUGAUGUUAAUGACUUUUCUGCACAUAUCUGAUCAGACUAUAAAACUAACAGUUUUGAAAGGAUUAGAGAAUCGUUCUAUUUUUGCUCUUUCAUUUUCUUUUUUCUUGUUUGGUCUAAAAAUCCAUAACCAUAAACUCGGGUAUUCUAAAUCUCUGAUAUUGUGUGAUUGAUUGAUUGCCACUUUCAGCACUAUGGCUAUAUUUUGGUAGCAAAUUUUUAUUGUUAGAGGAAGCCAGAGUGCCUGGAGAGAACAACCUACCUAAGGGAGGAAAACUAACAAUCCAAGUCAAUUAGGAUUGGAGUCAAGAGCAUCUAGGAGUAGAUAUUUUGUAACUGUGAAGUAAUUUAUCUACAACAUAUUUAAAUUUUGUUGUUUUCAUUCAAUAUUGUAAUGCCUAAAAUGUGUGGAAAAAUGUAUAUAUUAUGAAACUAUAUUACUACAGUUAAUUUAAUGAGGGGUUGUUAUUGAAAAUUAAUAAUCAGGGAUUUGAAUUUCAAAUUGUGCUUGAUUUGUAAACCAAACUUUAUAUGAAGUACAUGUAUGAUUAUGCCAAUUGAUUUUAUAUUUUAUAUUUAUUGUUAUUACUGUUAAUUUUUAUAUUAAUGUUUGCAAGAUUGACAAAAUACAUUUAAUGAUUAAAUAAUUUACAAAAUA
This is a messenger RNA of Mytilus californianus (California mussel), 2311 nucleotides long. RefSeq lists its product as uncharacterized. NCBI's taxonomy places the organism in Eukaryota, Metazoa, Mollusca, Bivalvia, Mytilida, Mytilidae. Bases 128 to 1150 code for a protein of 340 amino acids. The record is from RefSeq and is a predicted model, not a curated record. The transcript is spliced from 7 exons.